This is a messenger RNA of Cydia pomonella (codling moth), 3419 nucleotides long. RefSeq lists its product as uncharacterized. The transcript is spliced from 2 exons. The record is from RefSeq and is a predicted model, not a curated record. The coding region runs from base 219 to 686 and encodes 155 amino acids. NCBI's taxonomy places the organism in Eukaryota, Metazoa, Arthropoda, Insecta, Lepidoptera, Tortricidae.
CAGUUCGCCAGUUCGCGUGCACCGGCGACCGAGCGCGGUCAAACCUAUCGCUCCUCGGCACUCGCGCUGAUAAGCCGGCAUUCGGCAAUUCAAUUUCACUCGACUCGCUCGAGUUUUCCGGCUCGGACUACAUUUACCAAUUUGAAUUUCGUAUUCGUGCGCGCCAUACUCGAAACUGUCGGGUAUUUUUUUCGAAUUAUACUUUUAAAUAGUGACGGAUGAGUGAGUUUUCGUUGUCUAAGCUGUGGGUGCGCGAGGAAGGCGCCAUGGAGAGCUGCUAUAAGCUAUACACUUGGAUCAACCACACGUUGCUGAUGCUGCUGAUCCAGAUCUUCUGGAAGAUGAGCCAAAUAUCGGACUAUUUCAAAGAAAAGUCCGUAGAAGACUCGAAGAAAGAAACAAUUUUCACAGUCGCACCUCUCACAAAGGAAUCCAAAUUCAGACGGCACAUCCGGUCCAUGUCGGACGUCCAGAGCAGCACACCCUACAAACUAGCCUUCAGGUCAAGACAGGGUAGCACACACACGCUCAUGUACGACUCCGACACGAGAGCGAGACGGAUCCGGUCCUACAACCUCCACAAACAGCAGGAGUCCUCCGAUUCUAGCGACUACGUGGAACCGAGGAAACUCCGAAGUAUAGAACACAACAUACUAAAGCACACAGAUUCCAUGAGAAUUCUAUAGAAUCUGAUUUAUAGUUGAGGCUGUACCGUCUAGUUAUACUAGAUCGGGAUCAUGUCGGACUUGGUACUGUGUUCUAUAGGACCGGAAACUAUAUGCUGCACAAGACGAAGGAGAACCGGCGUGAUACUAUGGAAUAGACUUUUGUGAUUCCUUUUAUGAGACUGUGAUGAGGUAGAAUAUUUAGUUUUUAGUUAAGUCAGUAAAGAUAAGUAUUCUAAUAGAAUACCAAUUAUGUGAUUUAGGGAGUACGAUAGUAAUACCAUUUUUUUAAUGAUGAUAAUUAUGUUUAAGGAUGGUGUUAAAAGUGAAUAAUGUUCUAUUAAACAGUUCCACACAAAUGAGAUACUUCUUAAUCCCCUUAAAAUUUUCAAGAUUGUUUAGAAAUUUAUUAAGUGUAAUUGAAUUCACAUUUUAAAAGUUCUAAGAGAGCUUUACAUUUUUGUGCCAUGAAGUAGAUUUUUUAAUAUUUUUCAAAAUGUUAUGAUUGUUUAAUAAUUCUGUUCUUUUUGAUAAACCAUGUCUUACUUAUAAAAAUACAUGCCAAAAAUAUGGUAUUCAUAAUUAUGUAGGUACAGUCAGCUGCGAAACAUGUGUUGCGAUUGAAAUGAUAUAUUCAGGCUUAAAAUAUUUAAAAAAUGGAAGUGUAAGUUGUCUAAGUAUUUGUAGCUUACUGUACUUACAAUUUUUUUUGAAAUAUAAUUAUUUAAUUAGACUUAACAGAACUGAUUUCAUUAAUUCAUGAAAAACAAGACGAAAAUAAUAAAAAAUGCCUAUUGUUUUCUUAAGAUCUCUAAACAUAUAUAUCUAGCCACGUGCCGCCCUCCAUACAAAAUUCUGGCUAAGGAAGUUUAAAACUAGUUCUAUUUUUGAAUUUCAUUAGUUCGAAAAAUUUAUCAGACAAAUGAAAUGCUACUUUGUUUCUUUUUAAUAAAGAUUGACAUUUCAUCAAAGCGGUAUGCACAUCCAAAUGGACAUUGGGCGGCACGAGGCUAGAUCAUUUAAUCUAACUAUGUUAUUCAAAAGUCCUAAUCGUUUACUUGUAUAAUUAUGUAGCUGCCUACUUAUGACAAAAAGAUUAUUUCGCGAUAGUGACAGGUAGGUACUUAUCUAGGUAAGUAUAUUAUACAGAUAGGAAAAAUUGUGACCACGUGCCUUGUAGUGACGAGUGUAAGUAAUAAAAUAAAUACUACAGUCAGACCAAGCUAAGUUGGCAGCGAUUUUGAUAGCACAGCCAGUGCAAGUGUUAUUUUAGACGUCAAACUUCUAUGAAAUUAUGACCUUCACUUAACACUUGCACUGGCCGGGCUAUCAAAUUCGCGGCCAACUUAUCUUGGUCUGAUUCUAUCUACCUAUCUGUAAUAUCUGUAUAUGUGAUUAAGAGGUAACAUUAUGCUGGAAUUGCACUUGUAAAGUUAUAAGUUUUACUUGCGUAAGUAUUGCGACGAAAUAUUUUUUAAAACAAGACAAGUGAUAAGUAAUUCAGUACCCCUAAUGUAAUUAAAUUCGAUUUUGAAACGUGACGUACGCGUUUGCGUUUAGUCUCAUUUUGUAUUGGAUUUAGAAAGAGCGCGCCAAGCGGGACGUUUUGGAAACUCAAAAUCCUAUACAAAAUGAGACUUAACGCAAACGCGUUCGUCACGUUAUGAUGUCGAUAAAAUUUACACUAGGGGUACUGAAUUACAGUUGCGUCCUGCUUAAGUGAACUCAAAGUCCAAGGCACAUCACAUAUAAGCUGAUUUGAUUUUCUGAAUUUCAUCUGUAUCUUACAUAUUUUAUAAGCUCGUAUAGGUAUUUUAGCGCUGACGAGGCCGGAACAGCGCUGCAGUCCCGAGUUAAAUUCCUAAACCAUUUAAGUACAUUCUGGUUUUGUUCCUAUCUAAUGAAAUGUUUGAUCGAUUUUCGAUUUGGAUUUUUAUAUUUGACAUAGUUCAGUACCCCUAGUGUAAAUAAAUUCGAUUUCGAAACGUGACGUACGCGUUUGCGUUUAGUCUCAUUUUGUAUUGGAUUUAGAAAGAGCGCGCCAAGCGGGACGUUUUGGAAACUCAAAAUCCUAUAUAAAACGAGACUUAACGCAAACGCGUUCGUCACGUUAUGAUAUCGAUUAAAUUUACACUAGGGGUACAGAUUAAUUUUUAACAAGCAGAAACGUCUGCGAACGAUGCUAUUAAGCUUAGAAUAAAAUAUAAAAGUGGAAAAAUUACUGUCUUGGGUAAGACUUGAACUCACGGCCUCUGGAUCGAUACUCAGAUGGCAGAGCGCUGGAGUAUCGAUCCAGAGUCCGUGAGUUCAAGUCUCACCCAAGACAGUAAUUAUUCCACUUUUAAAUUUAUACUUCAGAUUACUUAUAGCCAAUUGCAUCAAAAUUUUGGAAAUGGAAUGAGAAAGAAAUACGUAUUCUAUGUCAAAAUGUUUAAUUUUUUUGCGUUAAUGUUGUUGGAUUUGUAUACUUGCUGGGCUUCUGCUUGUGACCUUUAGUUUUAAGGUUUACGCACUCUUUGAGGUUUAUGUAAGCUAAAAUUAAACAUAUCAAAUAGGCAUAUCAGGUGGAGACAGAUAACUAUUGAUGAUAUCGAUUUUAAAUAUUAGCUUUAUAUAAGAAAAAAUGAGCGUAAUGUUUCCUCUUAAAAGUUUGAUCUGAAAAGAACUAAGAUUGUAUUAACCCAUGAAUUAGGUAGGUGCAGCUACAGUUUCAGUUCUAAUUUGUUUUUUAACGAUUAAAUUGAUAAAACCAUA